Aspergillus melleus is the source of this 652-nucleotide messenger RNA. Its product is annotated as DUF3140 domain-containing protein. NCBI's taxonomy places the organism in Eukaryota, Fungi, Ascomycota, Eurotiomycetes, Eurotiales, Aspergillaceae. The coding region runs from base 20 to 481 and encodes 153 amino acids. The transcript is spliced from 3 exons. The record is from RefSeq and is a predicted model, not a curated record.
GCCAGAUCGCCAUGACGUCAUGCCUUACCGGUAUAUAAGGGAACUUCGACCCAUAACUAAAUGUGAAUGGAAACCAAGACCAAGGAUAGCAAACAGAAGACUAGAACAAGUGACACAUAUUCGCAGCAGAAUGGUAAAAGCCAAGGAAACAGUCAUUGAUGAAUUCAAUGACAUCGUGAACAUGACCCCAAAUGAACUUCGCGACUGGUUGAAAGAAGAACAGUCGCAGGAGUCAGGAUGGACAAACGAUGGCUCCGGCGAGACGGUCGGACAUGAAAGCGGCCGCAAGAUUGUGAACAUCCUCGAGCAUAAUCCCUCCAAGGACCCGGAUAUUUAUCGAGACCAGGAUAUUGAUCAUAUGCGCAAGGUCGUGUCGUACUGUAAGAGGCAUUUGGCGCAGGAAGAGAAGGCGAAGCAGGAUACUGAGAGCAAGAGUUACAAGUCGCUGAAGAACUGGGGUCAUGAUCCUUUGAAGGGAUAAAAUCCUUGUCUAACAAUUUGGGCUGUGGGCUUUUCAGGAAGUUUAUGUACGAUAUCAUGUCUUAUGUUCGUCUAUUGGGACAGUGGAUGUAUUUGUACUUUAGGAGCUGUUGGGUUUGAUCUGAAUGAGAAGAUAACUCAGGAGCAACUGACACAGUAUCCUGGAAGAUAC